Moneuplotes crassus is the source of this 385-nucleotide messenger RNA. NCBI's taxonomy places the organism in Eukaryota, Ciliophora, Spirotrichea, Euplotida, Euplotidae. The record is from the annotation of a GenBank genome assembly.
UUUAGGGAUCUGUUGAAAUUAACUGUUAAAAUAUUGGUAUGGGGUUUUACAUUGAGAGACCAAAAAUGUUAAUAAUUCAAUGCAUAGUCUCAUUUUCCCACUUGUGAGGCAAGUUACCAUCUGUUGAUCCAUUCCAGAAGCAAGAAUUGCUGAUGUGAAGCCCUGCUUCAGAUUUUUUCAUGAUUAAACACAUAACUGUAAACUUGAAAUUCGAGUUAAAUUCUUGCAACUUUGAUACAACAUCUCUAGAUAUUAAACUUGUCCAAUUUUGAGCAUCAGCCGCAUUAUAUUCUUUGUCUUCCAAGAUUAAUUUAACUACUUUAUCAGUAAUUUCCUUAACCUCCUCCCUUAUCUCAUAAAAACCAGUCAACUUAUCAGCCAUUUU